CGCGACUUGUGUAUCCAAAAGGGUGUUAAGAGACAUCUUCCACUGCUCGUGUACAUCACAAAUUCGAGACACCUCACCGAGCCAACAACCUCCAACUUAUACAAGCUUAUCGCAAACGCCACGACUCCUCUGCUGCUGCUCGGACACAUCACUUGUGAUAUCUGGCUGAGCUCUGCCAAACUCUCCCAACCUUCCUUCCCACGACACGUGUAAACAACAACAAUAAACAAACACCCAUAAAGCACCCGCCAAAAGAAAAACAACCGCCAAAAUGGAAGUAAUACCCCUCAUCCUCCGCUUCAUCCAGCUCAUCUUCCUCAUCAUCCUCACCGGCCUCAUCGGCAACGUCAUCGCCCUCGAUGUCGACGCCUCCACCACCGCCCGCGCCGCCAUCAACUUCACCAUGUUCGUCAUCGCGCUCUCGUGGGUGGUCGCUCUCUUUGGCCUAGUCGCCGCCCUUUUCCAGAGCGUCGCCAUUCCGCUAGUCAUGCUCAUUUUCGACGCCGCCGCCACGCUCUUCACCGUCAUCGCCGGCAUCGUGCUGGCGGCCAAGCUGGGUGCUCCGGACUGUGGAAAUCUUGCGAAUGAUCACUAUGGACAUAAAUGGAUCGCGUACGGGAGUGCCGAUGAUGCGAAGAGGUGCAGAGAGAUUCAGGCGGGGACAGUGUUUAUGUGGUUGCUUCUUGCGGCGUUCUCGGCAGCGUUGACGUUGGCGAUUAUGAGCUGGAGGAGGACGGGCGGAAGCGUGAGGAGCGGGCCGACCAUGUCACAGGUGGUCGUCUAAGGCGGUCGGGGAG
This is a messenger RNA of Neurospora tetrasperma FGSC 2508, 797 nucleotides long. RefSeq lists its product as uncharacterized. The coding region runs from base 272 to 784 and encodes 170 amino acids. Gene Ontology annotation, biological process: eisosome assembly; protein localization to plasma membrane. Gene Ontology annotation, cellular component: eisosome; plasma membrane. The record is from RefSeq and is a predicted model, not a curated record. The transcript has a single exon. NCBI's taxonomy places the organism in Eukaryota, Fungi, Ascomycota, Sordariomycetes, Sordariales, Sordariaceae.